AUGGGCAAGUCCAAGUCCAAGUCCAAGUCGGAGUCCACCAAGACCGAUGCGUCUAGCACUCUGCCCUUCCUCGGGGCUAGCACAUCUCUGGACCCGACGCUGUCCUCGUUGUUCGAGAAGAGUGCCGGACCUGUGAAAGCACCUGUCAUCCCCGAAUCAUUCACGAUUUUCAAAGCCAAGCAGCGCGAGGAUGCAGAUCUAGACCAGGAUGAGGAGCAGCAGCAAUCGGCCGAUUCCGACGACGAAGUGAUGGAGGAUGCCUCCGACGCCAACGAAUCCGAAAGUGCGGAUGAGGAAAAUUCCGCAGAGCCACAGGGCCGGAAACGAAAGAGGGCCGGCGCUGAGGAGGACCUGGAGGAGUCAUAUAUGCGUCGCAUUGCUAAGGAGGAGCAGAAAGCCGAUGAAAAGAGGAAGGAGGAACAGGCUAAGCGGAUAAAGAAAGUUGAUCAAGAUAGCAAGGAAGCUGGUGAAGAUGUCGAAGGGAGUGAACAGUCCGACGAAGAAGCAGUAUCAGAGGCCGGCGAAGACGAUGAAGACCUAUCCCCGGCCCCCGUGCACGAAAGCGUGGCGAAGAGCACCAGCGAGGUGGAAAAGUCCAACCGCACGGUAUUCCUGGGAAAUGUCUCCACGGAAGCGAUCAAAUCCAAGUCUGCCAAGAAGACCCUGCUGCGGCACCUGGCAUCCUUCUGUGCAUCUCUACCUGAAUCCAGCGGCCCGCACAAAGUCGAGUCGAUCCGGUUCCGCUCCGUCCCCUUUUCCAGCGGCGGUGGCCUGCCGAAGCGGGCGUCGUAUGCCAAGAUGGAAAUUCUCGACGAGACAACCCCCAGCACAAACGCCUACGCCGUCUACACCACCACUCAGGCCGCGCGUAAGGCGCCCGCUGCAUUGAACGGGACCGUCGUUCUGGACCGCCAUCUCCGCGUCGAUAGUAUCGCGCAUCCCGCGGAAAUCGACAACAAGCGGUGUGUCUUUGUGGGUAACCUGGACUUUGUGGAUAAGGAAGUGGAGGAUGCAGAGCCCGGCAAGAAGAAGAAGACCCGGGCUGCUGCCGACGUCGAGGAGGGUCUGUGGCGGACCUUCAACGCGCACACGGGCGAGAAAGACAAGAAGAAGACCGGGAAGGGCAGCGUCGAGUUCGUGCGCGUGAUCCGCGACCGGUCGACGCGCGUGGGCAAGGGAUUCGCCUACGUGCAGUUUUACGAUGGAAACGGGGUGGAGGCGGCGCUACUGCUGAAUGAGAAGAAAUUCCCGCCGAUGCUGCCGCGCAAAUUGCGGGUGACUCGCGCCAGAAAAAUGGCAAAGAAGCGGGAUGGCAACAAUAAUGACGGCGGCGAGAGGAAGAUGGGCAAGGCACAGAAGACGAUGCAGGGUCGGGCGGGCAAGUUGCUGGGGAGGUCGGCCGCGCAUCAGAUGAAGACGGAUGGGAAGGGCUCCAUUGCGGCUAAUGGGUUUGUGUUUGAGGGUCAUCGUGCGACGGAGGGCUCGGCCAGUGUUAAGAUGAAGACGAAGAGUCGCGGGUCCAAGGGGAAGCCAAAGAAUCGCAGCAGUAAGCGGGCGGCGGCAUAUCGGGCUGCUGGGGGGAAGAAGCCGUGA
This is a messenger RNA of Penicillium riverlandense, 1593 nucleotides long. It is a transcript of the gene nop12, whose product is annotated as rRNA-processing protein NOP12. Bases 1 to 1593 code for a protein of 530 amino acids. Lineage: Eukaryota; Fungi; Ascomycota; Eurotiomycetes; Eurotiales; Aspergillaceae. The record is from RefSeq and is a predicted model, not a curated record. Gene Ontology annotation, molecular function: RNA binding. The transcript is spliced from 2 exons.